AUGGGCCUUUCCGAACGAAAAGUGAAGCAAAGGAUAGGCUCGGACCCUCGAAAUUUAGCAUGGGCAGAAAAUGCCGCUAAGUUUGGUCAUACUUAUCUCGCUAAACAUGGUUGGGCUCCCGGUUCCGGUCUUGGUGUCACAGGAGAUGGUCGGGUAUCACACAUUGCAGUUGCUCAAAAGUUGGACCAGCUAGGAAUUGGUGCAGGGAGACCAGAUGGACCCGAUUCUAUUGCGUGGAAGCAAGCCAAGGAAUUUGAAGGUUUGUUGGAGAGGUUAAAUGCUGCGAAUGGAGGCGCGGGUGGAGAUGUUGAAGUCACCGAAGAGUCCACGGAUGAUAUAGCAAAGAAUGGCGCAGACGAUGACGAGAACAAACGAAAAGAAGAGAAGGCUAGGAGAAAGGAGAAGAGGAGAGCAAAAGCCGAUGCAACGGUGGAACCUAGCGAGUCAGCUCUUUCAGCAUCCUCGACAACAACACCAGAGUCCACGCCGGUGGUCACGCCCGCACCACGAAGACUAGCUCAUCGUGCCCGUUUUCUAGCUGCCAAGCGUCUUGCUGGAACGUCGACCACCGCUCUUUCCGAAAUUCUUGGGGUAUCCUCCACGCCCGCUUCUACUUCCGACUCUACACCUAUACCAUCCACACCAGCAACUCCCGGACUUACAGAAAUCCCAGUUCUAGAUGAUUCAAACCAAAUCACUACAUCUUCACAGAGCGUUGCAGACUACUUCAAGGCCAAGAUGCGCGAGCGAGUUCAGGCAGCCGGGGGAGCAGCCAGUAUUUCAACUGCCAUCGUAACUUUUGAAGAGCCAGACACGGAUUCAGUGCCUCGGACGGGGCUGGGAGCUCGUCGACAAGGCCAGGAAGAGGAAGGGUCUGAAAGGCCAGCGGGCCUGGGUUUCGCGACUGCUGGUGCGGGCCUUGGCUUCACGGGUGCCAGUAUGGGCAUCGGAUUUAAACGUGCUGCAUCCCCCCCAGCUGCACCCACACCCGAAUCGCAUACACCCACGCCCACACCCACAUCCGACAAUGCCGAACCGACAAAAUCUGACAAAGAGAGGCGGAAAGAGAAGAAGAGAAAGCGGAAAGAACAGGAGACUACGUCUGAUGUGCCUGCUGCGGAGAACGAUGCACAAGAAGAAGAGCGGAAGGCUGCUAAGCGUGCUCGGAAGGAGGCAAAACGCGCAGCACGACAACAGCAACAAGAGGAGGGCAAGACUGUCUUAACUGAUAAUACUGGAGAUCGCUCGUCCAAAAAGAAGCGAAAAUUGAAGGGGGAUAAGGAGGUUGAUUAG
Molecule: messenger RNA, 1293 nt
Organism: Rhizoctonia solani
Lineage: Eukaryota; Fungi; Basidiomycota; Agaricomycetes; Cantharellales; Ceratobasidiaceae
Product: G-patch domain protein
Exons: 3
Coding region: 1-1293 (430 amino acids)
Biological process (GO): regulation of ribosome biogenesis
Cellular component (GO): nucleolus
Molecular function (GO): telomerase inhibitor activity; nucleic acid binding
Source: RefSeq, a predicted model, not a curated record